AUGCACUCCAGCGCUAUCAUCCUCGGCCUCAUUGGCCUCGCCAGUGCCCAGACACUCAACAUCCCCUCCCGCGUGGGUAACAUUGUCUCUCUGCCUUCUCCCAGUGUGAUCAAGGGCAGUGUUGAUCUGGGCAACCGGGAGUACGACCGUGGUCGUGCCUGCAACAACGACGAUGAUACCGGCUCCGACAACGCCGUGUUCAUCCUGGAGAAUGGAGCUUCCCUGAGCAACGUGAUCAUUGGAAAGAACCAGCUCGAGGGCAUCCACUGCAAGGGAUCCUGCACUCUGACCAACGUCUGGUUCCGUGAUGUCUGCGAGGACGCCAUUUCCAUCCUCGGCACCGGAAAUGCCCUCAUCAAGGGUGGUGGUGCUCAAGAAGCUAAGGACAAGGUUGUGCAACACAACGGUGCCGGAACCGUCACCAUUGAUGGAUUCACUGUUGUGAACGCAGGCAAGCUUUACCGCUCGUGCGGCAACUGCAGCAACAACAAGAGCAAGAGCCCUCGCAAGGUUGUUGUCAAGAACGUCAAGGCCAAGAACGUGCCUACCCUGGUCGGAAUCAACUCCAACUACGGCGAUACGGCCGAGGUCAGCGGCACUUGUGGAUCCAGCGUCAAGCAUGUCUGCGAGGAGUUCCAGGGAGUGGACAAGUCCGAGAAGAAGGAGAGCCCGAAGCUGACCUCGACUGCUUCCUGCAAGGGACAGUCGUCUCUCUCUUCUUGCUAG
Molecule: messenger RNA, 726 nt
Organism: Penicillium samsonianum
Lineage: Eukaryota; Fungi; Ascomycota; Eurotiomycetes; Eurotiales; Aspergillaceae
Product: pectate lyase
Exons: 3
Coding region: 1-726 (241 amino acids)
Biological process (GO): pectin catabolic process
Cellular component (GO): extracellular region
Molecular function (GO): pectate lyase activity
Source: RefSeq, a predicted model, not a curated record